Messenger RNA from Mercenaria mercenaria, 2911 nucleotides. RefSeq lists its product as uncharacterized. The coding region runs from base 1 to 684 and encodes 227 amino acids. The transcript is spliced from 3 exons. The record is from RefSeq and is a predicted model, not a curated record. Lineage: Eukaryota; Metazoa; Mollusca; Bivalvia; Venerida; Veneridae.
AUGUAUCUUCUUUCAGAUAAUAUACCAUGUUCCUUUGAUGGCUCGUUCCACUACAGCUGGGACUAUGCUCAACAGGUACAUAUACCCCAUUACAGCCAGGAAGUUGGCCCUGUUUACUUCAAGACCCCAAGAAAAUGCAACGUAUUUGGGAUGUGCUGUGAGGGAUCAGGAAAACAAGUGUUUUAUCUUGUGGAUGAAAGUGACUCAUUUGGUAAGGGGGCAGACAGUGUUGUCAGCAUGGUACACCACUACCUAUAUUGGUAUGGUCAUGGGGAGAUAGACAGCAAAUUCCAUUUUGACAAUGCUGCUGGUCAGAAUAAAAACAACAUUGUGCUGUGGUAUGGUCUGUGGAGAGUUUUACUAGGAUAUCAUAGAUCAAUUGAGUAUUCAACGAUGAUUGCAGGCCAUACAAAGUUUGAACCCGACUGGCACUUUGGAAUUUGGAAAAAUCGAUGGAGGAGGGUAAAUGCUGAGACCUUACAUGACAUUGCAGACACAGUGGAUCAGUCUUCACAGAAAGGUCAUAACAUUGCACAGUUGGUCAAUGAUGAUUCAAAGCCUGUCACAUUCUAUCAGUGGAGAACUUUCUUGUCACAGUAUUUUAAACCUUUAAAGAGCAUUACCAAGUAUCACCACUUUUUCAUAUCUGCAGAAGCACCUGGAAUUGUUAAUGUGAAAUCUUAAGUGACAGUCCAGUUGUAUCAGUCAGCUUGCUAAAAAUGUCUCCUCCAAAGGGUACAUUGCCAAAUGUGUCUCCUUGUCCUGGAUUGACACCAGCCAGACAAUGGUGCCUUUAUGAACAUAUUAGAGAACAUUGUUUAUCUGAAAAAUCAAAGGAAUCAAUUUGUCCAAAACCAAUCGUGCCAAAGACUGAAAUUGUAAUCAACAAGGAUUGCUCUGAGAACUGGAAAAAGGGAAGUGGCUGUAAGAGAAAAAAAACUGUUGUUGAAUUAAAAAGUUCAUACAAAAAGUACUGUCUGAGAUUUCAAUUUCAAAGGAACCUUGCAGAAACCAUAUAUACAGACAUUCAUAACUGUGUGUAUUAAGAAAAGUAUGCUUUUUGGUGUUUAAAGAAGAUAUGUUGCCUUUUGGUAAAUAAUGUUGACAGUUGUAUAUUCAUACAAGUCCAUUAAGAGUUUAUUGACAGAAACAUUUAAAACAUGCAUUUUAAAUGCUAUGGUACCAUAACAAAACCAUUUUUAGAUAUGUCGCAAUGGUUACCAACUGUACAUCAUGCUUUUAUAGUAAUUAGAGGGUCUUGAGAAUGUAUGACUAUGCUAUCAAAAUAUACACUUUAAUAGAAAACUACUGAAGAAUCACUCUAUGUUUCAGGAGAUUAUCAAAUACAGAUAUAAUGAUUUUGUCAUAGAAUUGAUGAAUGAAGUUGACUGUUGUAUACUGAUACCAGUAGUUCUAAGAUGUUUCAUCUUUUGUGCUAUCUACAUUAUAAUUUUAGUUACACUACCUGAGAAAGUGAAUUGUAGUAUGGAGGAAGACAUGUUUAACCAACUCAUUUGAUAUUUAUUGACAUAUACAUACAUGUUGAAUGCAACCUUACAAUACCAAAACUAUUGCUUUAUAUAUGUUGCCAUGGUAACCAACUGUGAAUCAUGCUGUUAUAGGAAUGAAAGAGUCUUGAGUAUGUAUGAUUAAGUUAUCAAUAUAUGACCUGUAAUAGAAAAGUACUUGAACUAAAGCUGUUGUAUUGAUUAAGUAUUUUUGUCGAGCCCCCUUGCGGAAGUGAAGACAUAGUUGUCCAAGUGGCUGUUCGCUGUUUGGGCGUGCGUCCGUCCGUCCGGAUUUGUUUGUCCGGACCAUAACUUUAACAUGCAUGAAGCAAUCUUGUUUAUAUUUGGCAUGAAUGUUAAUCUCAGUAAGACGGAGUGUCAUACACAAACACCAGGUUCCUAUCUCAAAGGUCAAGGUCAGACUUAGAGGUCAAAGGUCAAAUUCAGUAAUGACUGUCCGGAGCAUUUCUUCUUCAUGCAUGGAGGGAUUUUGAUGUUACUUGGCACAAUUGUUCACCAUCAUGAAACGGAGUGUCUUGCGCAAGAAUCAGGUCCCUAGCUGUAAGGUCAAGGUCACACUUAGAGGUCAAAGGAUACAAAAAUGACAACUUUGUCCGGAGCAUUUCUUCUUCAUGCAUAGAGGGAUUUUGAUGUAACUUGGCACUAAUGUUCACCACCAUGAGACGGAGUCUCUUGCGCAAGAACCAGGUCAUUAGGUCUAAGGUCAAGGUCACACUUAGAGGUCAAAGGUCAGAUACAAGAAUGACUUUGUCUGGGGCAUUACUUCUUCAUGCAUAGAGGGACUUUGAUGUAACUUGGCUCAGUUGUUCACCAUCAUGAGACGGAGUGUCAUGCGCAAGAACCUAGAAUUACUUCCCUUUGUUGUUACUAUAAAUAGCUUAUAUUGUAACUUUUUUUAUUACUGGCUGUAGGGAAAAAUCAAGACCACUUUGCUGUAGUACAACAUGCAUGUUACAUCCAAUUUUGAGGCAUAUUUUGACCUAUCUCUACUGGUAAGGAUUUUUGUAUGGACUUAGAUUUUUUUUUCUUUUUUUUUUUAAGAUUUACUUCCCUUUGUUGUUACUACAAAUAACUUAUAUUGUAACUUUUUGUAAUCUUUUUUUAACUGGCAUAAGUGUUUGCCUCAAUGAGACAGAGUGUCGUGUGCAACUCCCAGUCCUUUUGACAGCUGACGGGCUCGACAUGUUGCCCAUGGGCAUCUAGUUUUAGAUAAAGGAAUUUAGUGUAUAUGUUGCCAUGGUUACAUAAUUCAAAUUAUGUUUCAUAGAAGUUAUUGAUUUGUAUUUUCAAUUAGGGAUAUACAAUGUAUAAUUCCAUUGUAAUAGAAUGUCCACUUUCUUUAAUAUUUUCCAUUAUAAUUAGCCAGUGAAAAACAAAUGAUG